Messenger RNA from Gamsiella multidivaricata, 2011 nucleotides. RefSeq names its product Metallo-dependent phosphatase-like protein. Gene Ontology annotation, molecular function: nucleotide binding; metal ion binding; hydrolase activity, acting on ester bonds. Lineage: Eukaryota; Fungi; Mortierellomycota; Mortierellomycetes; Mortierellales; Mortierellaceae. The coding region runs from base 103 to 1911 and encodes 602 amino acids. The record is from RefSeq and is a predicted model, not a curated record. The transcript has 5 exons. Gene Ontology annotation, biological process: nucleotide catabolic process.
ACCCUCUUUGCUUACUUCCUUGUAAGCACUUCUUCGUUUAUCCUCAUUCUUCUGACCCUAUCCAUCCUUCACAGCCGGUUCUCUUCUUAAAACAGUACUGUCAUGAAGAUCCGAUAUGCCAUGCGUCCCACGCGCUUUGUGCCUCUCAUCCUGACCGCAACAGUUGCCGUCCUGUUGCAGACUCAGGCCCAGUCUUCGGACAAUGGCUGGCUCAAUCUGACAGUCAUCCACACCAACGACGUCCACUCCCGGUUGGAUCCAGCCAAUGCUCUUGGUGUGGCCUGCUCUGCAGAUGACAUUGCCCAGGGUAACUGCUACGGUGGUGCUGCAAGACACAAGACCCUGAUCCAGCAGCUCCGUCAGGGCAAGCAGCACUCGCUGCUCCUGGACGGUGGUGAUGAGUUCCAGGGAACGCUCUUCUAUACGUACUACAAGGGAAACGUUACCGCAGAAGUGAUGAAUGACAUUGGAUACGAUCUGACGACAGUCGGUAACCACGAGUGGGACGAUGGCCCAAGCAUCGCAGCACGCUUCUGGGCCAAUCUGAAGAUGCCUGUUGUUUGCGCCAACAUUGACUUUUCAAAGAAUCCAGAACUUGCCAAGCUGGUCAAACCCUACCAUAUUUUUGAGGACUUGGGUGUUGCCAUCAUUGGAUACAUCACUCCAACGACGGCAGACAUCUCCAGCCCCGGCCCGACUGUCUCUUUCACAAAUCCCAUUGUCGCUGUUCAAAAGUACAUUGAUGAGUUACAGACCAAUGGCAUCAAGCGUAUACUGGCCCUGUCCCAUAAUGGAUAUGCCCCCGACAUGGAGCUGGCUGCAAAGACUCGUGGUCUCGAUUUGAUUGUCGGUGGCCACUCUCAUUCGUACCUGGGUGAUCCCAAGAACCCACUUUACCAAGGACCAUACCCCACCGUCAUCAAGAAUUUGGACGGCGACAAUACUUUGGUUGUUCAGGCGUACUGCUGGGGUCAGUUUAUUGGAAACUUGGAUGUGUCUUUUAACGCUGAGGGCAAGAUUGUUGCCUGGAACGGAGCUCCUGUGCAGGUCGAGAACACUGUUGCUGCUGAUCCUGCACUGGCCAAGAAGGUAGAUGGUUGGCGCAACGAGUUCGAGGCCUGGGCCCAGACUGUACUCGGCCAUGCCUCAGACUCGUUUGAUCUGGUGGGCUGCAGGUCCCGCGACUGUUUGAUGGGUAACUUUGUGGCGGACGCGAUGCUCAACUACGUCCGGAACAAGGUCACUAAACCUGGCCGCGACAACAAGCAUGGAAAGCCAUCCAUCCAACCCUGGGCUGAUAUUACGAUCGUUAACUCGGGCGGUAUCCGCGCUGGCCUUCCCAAGGGCAAUGUCACUGUUGAACAGAUCAUCACGGUCGCGCCCUUUGGAAGCAAUGUUCUGCAGAUCCCGAUGGAGGGUCAGGAGUUACUCGAUAGUUUGGACGCUGUGAUUGCGGGGCGCCGCAACGAUACCGGCAAGGUUGUUACUUCGUUCAUCCAGGUGAGCGGCCUCCGCUUCGGGUACGACUCGACCAUGCGUAAUUCGACCGGCAAGCAUGUGUUGAAAGUCGAGAUCAGGGAUCGCAACAAGAAAUGGCGCAAGAUUUCGCCCCAUAAAACGUAUUCAGUGGUGACGACGGACUUUCUGCUGAAGGGCGGCGAUAAUAUCUUUUUGAGCCUGAACCGGACAGGAACGAUCCAGCACGAGAAGCAGGACCAGGUGUUGGUGGAGAUGGUGAAGAAGGUCAAGGUGAUCAGACCGUUCUUGGAUGGGCGGAUCCGCGAUGUGGCCUCGACGACGGCGGUGAAGCGAGCGGAGGAGGAGGCUAGGUAUGCGACAGAGUGGCCGGCGGGGAUGCCUGAGCACAUGAAGCGGAUGUAUCCGCUGGGCACCCGACAGUUGCGCGAGUAGUACGGCGCAUUGGGUGGGGUAGACAGCUGGGGAGUGGGUGCGGUUUCUAGCUUGCUGUAGUAUGCAUCCUACCCGUGGUUGGCUGUGUUUUGGAAAUGGC